Ascoidea rubescens DSM 1968 is the source of this 1173-nucleotide messenger RNA. RefSeq names its product tRNA guanylyltransferase (gene THG1). Gene Ontology annotation, biological process: tRNA modification. The record is from RefSeq and is a predicted model, not a curated record. The coding region runs from base 261 to 1115 and encodes 284 amino acids. The transcript has 2 exons. Lineage: Eukaryota; Fungi; Ascomycota; Saccharomycetes; Ascoideales; Ascoideaceae. Gene Ontology annotation, molecular function: magnesium ion binding; tRNA guanylyltransferase activity.
GAGGGUGCCUGUCUCCAUCUCGUCUUGACUUUACGUGGUGGUUGCUGAUUCUGCUGCUGGUGGUUCUUUUGGUAGAAACAACUCUUUCUUCUUUUUGGAAGGAGAACUGUGAUCACGUGGGCUAUUUUCUGUUUUCACUCCAUACUUUUUGUAGUUUCAUGUGAGAAACAUCAUUUGCAAUUUUUUCAUCUAAGUAUUAUUUUCGUUUUAUUUUCAAACUAUUAUCUAAUAAAUAAUUGAGCUAUUGUUUUCUUUGAGACAUGGCCAAGUCCAGAUUUGAAUAUGUUAAAGAAUUUGAGAAAGAAAAUUAUUUGUUGCAAAACUGCUAUAUAAUUAUUAGAAUUGAUGGUAAAAAUUUUCACAAAUUUUCUAAAGAGUAUCAGUUUGAAAAACCGAAUGAUUCAAGAGCUUUAAAUUUAAUGAAUAAGGCCUCAUUGUCUUUAUUUAGUAAAUUUAACGAUGUUAUUAUGGCUUAUGGAGAUUCAGACGAAUAUUCGUUUUUAUUAAGAAAAAAUACUGUUUUAUAUGAAAGAAGGGAAUCCAAAUUGAAUUCGAUCUUUGUGAGUUUUUUCACUGCUUAUUAUAACCAUUAUUGGAAUGAGUUUUUUCCUGAUAAUCCUCUUGAUGUUAAUAGAUUGCCAACAUUUGAUUCCAGAUGCAUAUUAUAUCCAUCGGCUGAGAACGUUAAGGAUUACUUUAAAUGGAGACAAGUAGAUUGUCAUAUUAAUAAUUUGUAUAACACGACAUUUUGGACAUUAAUAGAAAAGGGGAAAUUAUCACCAAAAGAAGCUGAAAAUAAAUUAAUUGGUACCCUCUCUUCGGAUAAAAAUGAGAUAUUGUUUAGCCAGUUUGGUAUUAAUUAUAAUAAUGAGAAAGAAAUAUAUAAAAAGGGAACAAUAAUUACCAGAGAUUAUAAUUAUAAUAAAAGCAAUAAAGAGAUUGAAAAUGAAAAUGAAAAUGAAAAUAAAAAUAAAAAUACAGGAAAAAUUUUUGAAGUGAAUUUAACUGAAAGACAAAAACAAAGAGAAAAUAAAAAAAUAAAAAGGGCUAAGAUUCUAAUUGAGCAUAUUGAUUUAAUUAAGGAUGAUUUUUGGAAAGAGAAAAGUAUUUUCUAGAUGAAGUUUUGUAAUAUUGAGAAUAUAUAAGGAAAAAAAAGAUUAUAAUAAAACAAGA